Peronospora farinosa is the source of this 642-nucleotide messenger RNA. NCBI's taxonomy places the organism in Eukaryota, Oomycota, Peronosporomycetes, Peronosporales, Peronosporaceae. The record is from the annotation of a GenBank genome assembly.
AUGACGCAGCGUCUCGUUCGCUGUGCCUUAUCUUCUAACCAUCAUCAGCUGAUACUGCGCCAUUUUACCAGUACAUCAUCUGCUGCUGGCUUUUCAUACCCAGGCGCACGUUCUCUAGAACAAAUUGUCAAGCUGGAGCUACUAAAGAACGAGUCGAGACGGCAAAUUUGCCGUAUCUGGGAGGAUUUUCACGUUAAUAAGGACGAUGCAAUCGCUACUACUUUGACAGCCAAUGAGUUUUAUUCUUUAGUAAAGCGUGCUGCAGUAGCACCUUAUUUUAUCGUUCCAGUCUACCGACAAGAAGGAUUUUUCAACAUGUUGUGUCAAUUCCAACAGUCGUGCUUUUUGGUCACGUACUUGGAUGCAUUUAAAGAAAAUCCCAAUGCUGCACCACCUUGUGUUGUCAUUUCAUUGUAUGAUAAUUUGGUAGCAGAAAAGAAUUUGACUUUGGUUCGUGCUGAUGUUAUUAACAUGUUGGACAAGAAAGAGUCGCAGCUUUUGCUCCAGCAAUUGCUGAUUAGUUACCAACACGACAAACUCUAUCAUCACGUCGACAAGUUUAACAAUACGCCGGAUCAAUUUGAUUUUGAAGCUUAUCGUUUACUGCUCAAGGACAUCUCGGAGUCUGUAAUGGAGGAAUAG